AUUGAUUUUAAGUCCUUAAUACCGCCCCAGUUGAUGUGUAUUUUCCCCCGUAGAAUAGAUCUCUACUCGCUGUCUCUACUGGUAGGUGGCAGCGACCCAAAAUUUGGUCGGGAUCUACGUGGCGAGCUACAAUAAUUGGUGCGCAGUUUGUUGUGCACCGCUCGUCCGCUGGUGUCCCAGCAUCCGUCUGCCAGUCUUGCGAAGAUGUUCUACACGCGUUGGCUCUUGAUGAUGUAUAAAUAUUCAACACUAAAAGAUCUAUUACCGACGAGGAGCACAGCGUCGUUCUUGCGCAAAAUUAAAGCGAUCCUUAACACAGCCAAAAAUACAGCAACAGCAUUGCGCCCGCGACCUCAACAGCACUUGAAGCAAUUUGAUGAAUAUGAUAUGGAAUUACGCCAUGCCCAUAUACAACUACUAAUUGAUGCGCGUCCGCAUUAGAAAACUUUAGUUUUCAAUUUGCUAUAUCAGAAGAACGCAAAUUCCAAAAAAGAUCGAAACAACGAAGCUUGCACUCAUUCUGUUAAGCGUGCAGGUGGAGCUCAUUUCAAAGAGACUUCAACGCUUUCAACUUCUAUUGUUUGUGUUUCACCUUGCGACGAGGUUCAUCACAAUACAAAAUGCACAAAAACCCGAUCAUCGCUGGUCCUUCCAUUUUACGAAAGAAAAAACUUCCACAAGUAAAGAAUUUCGUGCCAAUAUUUUGUCACAGGGCGCAGUGUAGCCGACCAGAAUCAUCAUCAGUUUUGAACACCAAUAGAACGCCGUUAGGGAUAGAAGAUUUUGCUUUAUUUCAAAGAAGAGUAGACUCUUUCAUCCUACUAGCUACAACUUGUAGGUCUAAACUAGCUCGUCCGCGAACUACCCAGCGAAAAAUGUCUGACACCCCUGCUGCUGGAGGACGGUUGGCCGUCGGAGCCGGUUUGCGAACGGCCGGUCGCCGCCCGGGGCGCCAGGAGGCGAGCAAGAGCAAGGAUACCGUUGCGGGACAGCCGACCAACAACUUGCUGCGGUUCUCGAGCGAGGGGGACGGCACCGGGUUGAAGGUGGGGCCGGUCACGGUGCUGGUGAUGGCUCUGAGCUACAUGGUCAUCGUCGUGUUCCUGCACAUAUGCAUUGCAAAAGUAUCGUACUACUAGUGGAAAUUGCAUGACAAAUCUUAAUGCAAAGAAGAAAAGUGUAAUGUGUAAUGCUGAUUUACGUAAAGAUACAGGAUUUGUCAUGCGUCACAGCUAAAUCGUGCGAUACUUUUGGAGUGGAUAGUACAUCAUGACCAAAUUCAAGACGAUGAUGAUGUCGUCCGGCGGCGGAGAAGAGCUGUAGACCUGACAGUUCGAACAAGGUAGAUAAAUAUAUAGUUGUUUAGAAUGAAUUAAUUCUCUAAUUCAUGCUGUACAACCUGUGACUUUCGUCAAAUCGAAUAAUGCGUAGAAGUUCUUGCUACAGAUAAAGCUAGGCAGUGUUUUGUCGUUGUGCGUUUUUUUCAUACGUUGUAUCUUCAUUGUGACUAAUAUUCGCUAAUCAGGUAACAAAGCUAGGAGAACGCGCAAGAGGUACUGCUUCGAGAAGAUGACCAAACGACGGAAAAAUAAACGGACUUCAAGCCAAUGUCCGGUGUGCUGAGAGGGGCUGAAGUUUUUUUUAGCGACUUCUACUGUAAUAUGUCGGCGGAGUAAUGCGGAACCAUGAACAAAUGGGCUCUCGAAGCAGGUUUAUCAGCAAAUUUUUAAGAAACUAGGUUCACUCCUCCGAGUAAAUGCCUUUUUAUGUACCUCUAUACUUAUCACUUUUUGUUUUUGCGUACUUACUUACUUACUUUAAAUGUUGUCGUCAUCACAGUCUCACCUCUCAAUUUUAUCAGAUUUUACAUUCACUUCUACGUUGAUGUUAAGUGUUUACUGACAGUCAAAAGCAAAAAAUCCUCCGACGCCCGGACCCUUUGGGUGAAAAUGUAAGUUUGCUACUGCGACACGACACGCGAGGAAGCUCCUUCGUGGAGGAGCGGAUAAAAGGGUCAUGCGACAGGACUUUUGGACUUUUCCGAUGAAAAAGAAUUCGUACUCGUAGGUGCUGCUCACUUUCUCUCGUCCUGGUGGAAGAGCCUUCGUUCAGGGAAAGCUCUCAUUAGACUGUUUGAUGAGAUUCUCCAACUUCGUUUGUAAUAACCCAGAUGUAAGUACUACUUCUACCCCGCCCGAUUUACAAUGCCCAAAAAAUGAAAAAAACAAGUCGCUGCUUCAAUGGAG
Molecule: messenger RNA, 2246 nt
Organism: Amoebophrya sp. A120
Lineage: Eukaryota; Dinophyceae; Syndiniales; Amoebophryaceae
Source: the annotation of a GenBank genome assembly